Molecule: messenger RNA, 1261 nt
Organism: Acaromyces ingoldii
Lineage: Eukaryota; Fungi; Basidiomycota; Exobasidiomycetes; Exobasidiales; Cryptobasidiaceae
Exons: 3
Coding region: 118-1092 (324 amino acids)
Cellular component (GO): fungal-type vacuole; plasma membrane
Source: RefSeq, a predicted model, not a curated record
GUCGCGGACACUCGCAGGCACUCGCGACGCCCAGACGGGACGACGACAAGGUAUUUAUACAGCCCCCAGCACUGCGAUGUCGGACUCAUUUCUAGCACCCAUCACCCAGCAAUCAACAUGGCCUACCGAAUGAAGGCACCCGGCGUCCCCUCGGACAGCAUUCUCUACUACAAGCCCGAUGCGGGCGGCAACGUCGUCUUUGGCUUGCUUUAUGAGGCCGUCGCACUGCUCCUUUUUGCCAAUCUCGUCAACCACCGCGACUGGUGGGCGCUCUGCCUGCCGAUCGGCGCCGCGCUCCAAGGCGCAGGCUUCUUCCUCCGGCUGCCGCUCGCCAACGAGCCGCAGAGCCUCCCGCUCUAUCUGCCAAUGGAUAUCUUUAUCGUCCUCGCGCCCGCCUGCUACUUUGCCUUCAACUACAUCUGGUUCGGCCGUCUGGUGCAGCGCUUGGAGCAGCACGUCCGCCUGCCGAGAAAGCGCGCCCAUCUCACCUUUCUCCCGCCGCAGAAGUUCGGCCUGAUCUUUAUUAUCUCCGACGUCACCACCUUUUUGGUGCAGGCUGCUGGCGGCGGGAUGCAAGUCAAGAUCAAUCUGCAGUCGGCUGGCUCGACGGUGUUUCUGAUUGGUAUCAUUGCGCAAUUUGCUUCCUAUGUCUUUUUCCUUGCGCUCGCGGUGCCCGUCGUCCAGUUUGCGCGACGAAACGACAGCGUCGAUGGCACGCAGCGCGUGAAACUGCGUGCGCUGCUGCUCGUUCUGGCUUUUUCCUCCGUCUGGAUCAUUGUUCGGUCCGUGUACCGCACCAUCGAGCUCGCGCAGGGCUACAACGGGUCCAUUUCCACAAAGGAGUCCUGGUUCUUUGGCCUCGACUCUGCGCCGCUGCUGCUCGCCAUUGGCGUGUACAUCUUCUACUGGCCGUCGUCGCUAGUCGAGCUGCAGGACGCCAUGCAGAAGCGCGUCCGCCCGCCAAUGCGCACCGUGCCGUGGGACAUGAGCCACGGUCAGCGCUAUGCCUGGAUGGCCGAGAAGUGCGAGCUCCCCCUGACAAACGACCCGUCUCCGGAUGAGCUGCGCACCGCAUUCACGCAGCGCGCGUGAUCUUUCUACUUAUGCCUUUAGUAUUGAUCGGCACCUAAAUCUACAUGCUUUAUUGCUGGAAUGAUAGCCAACGCCAUACUAUCGAUACAAAUGGCAUCAGCGGCGCUUCGAUUGAAAUGCCACGCAGCCACGUGCAAAGUAAACAUGCUCCAAUGCUUCCCUUCCGAAC